AUGAAGAAGAGAAAACGUUCUAGCAAAAACAAACCUCUAACCCAAGAAGAAAUAUGGGAUGACUCCGCCCUCAUUGAAUCCUGGGAAGAAGCUGCGGAGGAAUACAAGCUCUACCACAGCAUCCAGGCCAAGGGCCAGAAAGUUGAGGACGUAUUGCGAGAGGCUGAAGCUUCGAAUGGAAACGAAGAUGUUAUGCAGGUAGAGCAUAUCACGGGAAUAGAGGCUGUCGCAGAAGAUCAUGCUGUGAACCUAUCCGAAACUGUGAUUGUCGAAGAGUCGGAGGGGAAGGAAAAGUAUACAGGUGGUCAACCAGUAGACCACAGCCAGGACAACGCUAUCCCAGACGCAGUCGCAGAGGACAGCCAGCCCGCAGCUGGUGGACCAGCAAGUGGAAGCUUUGCGAGCAUGCCACAGAUGGUGAUUAAUGGAGCUCCUAACCCGCCCAACAUUCAAGAUGAAGCACUCAAAAACCUCAUGAUGUCUUGGUACUUCGCAGGUUACUACACUGGAUUAUACGAAGGCCAACAACGCGCGGGAGCAAAACAGUGA
Arthroderma uncinatum is the source of this 549-nucleotide messenger RNA. RefSeq lists its product as uncharacterized. Bases 1 to 549 code for a protein of 182 amino acids. NCBI's taxonomy places the organism in Eukaryota, Fungi, Ascomycota, Eurotiomycetes, Onygenales, Arthrodermataceae. The record is from RefSeq and is a predicted model, not a curated record. The transcript has 4 exons.